CCUCCAUGUUCGCCGUAAGGAUGGGGUUCCCGUAUGAAGAUUUGACUACCCCAAAAUCUCUUUCGCUGUAUUCGGAGUGGCUUAAUCAGAGCUGCCAGCCAAACUACUGGCAGAAUGUAGUACCAGACUCUUCAAAAUCCUGUGGACCAUAUAAAAAGACUGAAAAAGUAAUUCAUAAAGAAGACUGGACCAGCUCCCAAAGAAGAAUAAACAUUCAUAAUCACGAUACUAUUGGUAUGAUUGUGAUUGGUGAAAGUGGAACCGUUGCUGCUGGAACAUCUACUAAUGGUGCAAUCCACAAAAUUCCCGGCCGUGUAGGAGACUCUCCAAUAGCUGGAGCAGGGGCUUAUGCUGAUAGUACAGCUGGAGGAGCUGCAGCCACUGGAGACGGUGACAUCAUGAUGCGCUUCUUACCCAGCUAUCAAGCUGUGGAGUAUAUGAGAAUGGGAACAGACCCAACAGCAGCCUGUCAGAAAGUUAUUUCCAGAAUCCAGAAGUAUGCACCAAACUUCUUCGGUGCUGUUAUAUGUGCCAAUACAACUGGAAGUUACGGUGCUGCAUGUAGUAAAACUCCAGGACUCACCCAAUUUCACUUCAUGGUUUAUAGCCCUUCACUAAGUCAGCCAUCUGAGCAAGUAGUAGAUUGUAUUUAAUUGCUUUUGUACUAGUCACAUCUAAACUUGGAA
Messenger RNA from Tinamus guttatus (white-throated tinamou), 686 nucleotides. The record is from RefSeq and is a predicted model, not a curated record. Lineage: Eukaryota; Metazoa; Chordata; Aves; Tinamiformes; Tinamidae.